AUGAGGACUUCCGCAACGCUUACUCCAAUCUGGAAUUGGGAUAUGGGCUACCACAAGGGGCCGAUCGAGGAGUGGAUACCUGUCGAGUAUGACAUUCUUGAGUUGGACUACUGCAGCUCGAAACGGGGUCUUGGGAUGGAAGCCAUGACGGAGGCUGCCUUUGAUGGCAUCGUGACUGCUCUGCUGCAAUUUGCACGACAUUGGAAGUGCCGGCUCCAGGCUUUGCAGCAGCUCUUGGAUCAGAUCUACUUUUCCUGCGCGCAGUUUCGACAGAUUGUCGACCUCUUUAAAGAGUCUGGCGCAAGACAAGACGUGUAUGUAACCUUCUUCAACAGAAUUGUCGACAUGCAGAAUGAGAAGCUUGUCCGCGCCAGACUUGACAUGAAUGAGGUGUCCACGAUUCUGUAUCGACUUGGGCACGCAGGGUGCUUUCCCUACAUGCAGCCUGAGCAGAUGCACAUCCGCCUGCAUUUCAAAAAUCACGAGCGGCUGUUGAUGAGCUAUCUUUUGAAGCUUUCGACAAAGGAAAGCCUAACAUCAAGGAUCCCCAGUUCACAAGCUCUGACGGAACGGUGGAUGCGCUGA
This is a messenger RNA of Effrenium voratum, 585 nucleotides long. The record is from the annotation of a GenBank genome assembly. Lineage: Eukaryota; Dinophyceae; Suessiales; Symbiodiniaceae.